Molecule: messenger RNA, 2044 nt
Organism: Solea senegalensis (Senegalese sole)
Lineage: Eukaryota; Metazoa; Chordata; Actinopteri; Pleuronectiformes; Soleidae
Product: E3 ubiquitin-protein ligase TRIM35-like
Exons: 6
Coding region: 283-1812 (509 amino acids)
Molecular function (GO): zinc ion binding
Source: RefSeq, a predicted model, not a curated record
GCUCCUCCCUCAUCAUGAAACCAAGAAGAAGUUGGAAGGAAGUCUGCUCCACGAGUUCGAGCUCGAGUUCACGCGUUUAAUGAAGAACUCAAGAAAGACAGAUUUGGUGCGUAAGUGUUAAUAUAAAGUAUAUUGACAUUUUAUCAACACUUGUUGAUAUUUAUUGGCUCAAAAAGCGCUGGACGUGAGGGCUGGUCAAAAACCCCCCAGAGAAUCUGUGAAAGCGAAAGUAAAAAAAAGUGCGCACAAGAAAAACAAAAGACAGAGCAAAUAGCGGACAGAAUGGCAGCCUCGCCGCAGUCAGAGGCGAUGUGCACCUGCCCCGUGUGCUGUGACAUAUUCACAGAGCCCGUGGUGCUGCUGUGCGGUCACAGCUUCUGUCAGGACUGUCUCAAAGAGUGGUGGAGGCAAAGCACACUGCAGACGUGCCCGGUCUGUAUGCAGGUGUUCCCCAUGGCGCAGCUUCCGCGCAAUUUGGCACUGAAAGACCUUUCUGACACGCUGAGACAAAAGAGGAGUCAGGGAGCAGCAGCAGCAGCGACGCUCAAAGAGGUUUGCAGUUUGCACGGUGAGCGAUUCAGGCUCUUCUGUCAGGACGAUCAGCAGCUCAUCUGUCUGGUCUGUAGAGACGCACAAAAGCACAAGACGCACACCUUCCUGCCCAUCAAUGAAGCUGCAGAAGAGCACAGGACCAAACUCUUGGUCGAGCUGAUGCAUUUAAAGAGCAAGCUGGGAUCGUUUAAAGAACAAAAGCUUGUCUGUGACGAAAUGUCCAGUCACGUCAAGUUCCAGGCUCAGCAGACUGAGAAGAAGAUCAAAGAGGACUUUCAGAAGCUCUACCAGUUCCUGAGAGCAGAGGAGGCUGCCAGGGUGGACGCAGUGAGGAAGGAGGCGGCGCUGAAGAGUGACGCACAGAACAUCAGGACCGUCAAUUUGACGGCAGAGAUCUCGUUACUUACAGACAAAAUCCAAACCAUAGAACGAGAGCUAAAAACCGAGGACUUUUCUUUCAUGCUGAAUGUGAAAUCCACUCUGGAGCGGUCACAGUGCAAACUGCCCGUGCCAGAGACUCCAUCGGGAGCCCUGGUUGAUGAGGGCAAGCAUUUGGGGAACCUGCUGUUCACAGUUUGGAUGAAGAUGAAGCACUUGGCCAAAUACAGCCCUGUAACGCUGGACCCAAACACCAGUGGUGAACAACUGAUUUUAUCUGAGAAUUUGACGUGUUUAUCGGAGAGUGCGAAAUCGCUGCGGCUUCCUAGCAACCCGGAGAGGUGCGGUUGCUGCAUUGUUCUCGGCCGUGAGAGCUUUAGCUCUGGGAUACACAGCUGGGAUGCUGAAGUGGAAGGUUUUUGGGCUCUGGGUGUGGCUGCUAGAACCAAGGAACAAUCCGUCGAAAUGACGUGGGGAAUUUAUGCGUAUGGACCUGAAGAUGUGAUAGAACUUAAUACUGAGAAGCACGUGGUAAGGCAAAGAGAAUUGUUACCGAAAAAGAUGAGAGUGCAGCUUGAUUAUGACAAAGGAAUACUGUCAUUUUUUGACCUUGAAAGGAAAGUAUUCAUACACCUGAUCAAACAUAGAUUCACAGGCCCAGUCUUUCCAUAUUUCCGGGCAACUGUGAAAAUCCUUCCAACUGAGGUGUCCAUGACAAAAACAAAAAUGACUAGUACCGUGCACGGUUCUGAACCGGUUCAAGCCGAAGCUGUUCAAGCAUUAGCAGCUUUACGUGUAGCAGCCAGAACUGCUUUGGCUCGAACUGGUGCCACGCCUCCUCGCCUUGGAGUUUAUUCGGACAUACGCGAAGGUUCCCUGUAGCAUCAAAAACUAUAAAUGUAAUUCUGUUUGCUGUCACCAGGGGGCGCUGUAUUUGAAAAUGAAUAUUUUCAUAUAGACGUCUUUAGGGCCGGACUAUCAUCAAUCCUAGGAAGUUUGGUUCAGGUCGGACCAGGAUUCUCAAAAUUGUAGCAGUUAGUUUUUUUGUCGCAAAAACCCGACUUUGCAUCAUUGCCAUGGCAACACCAUUAAACUAUUUGUCAUAUUCAGCACA